CACAGCCAGCCAGAAUGUCUGGGGUCAAGAAACAGAGGACGGACAACCAACAGAAAUCUACCAAUGUAGUGUAUCAGGCCCAUCACGUCAGCAGGAAUAAGAGAGGACAGGUGGUUGGAACGAGGGGUGGAUUCCGAGGAUGUACCGUGUGGCUAACAGGUCUCUCUGGUGCUGGAAAAACAACAGUAAGUUUCGCUCUGGAAGAGUACCUCGUCUCCCAUGCCAUCCCGUGCUAUUCUCUGGAUGGGGACAAUGUCCGUCAUGGCCUUAACAAGAACCUGGGGUUCUCGCCUGGGGACCGAGAAGAAAACAUCCGCCGGAUUGCUGAGGUGGCUAAGCUGUUUGCUGAUGCUGGUCUGGUCUGCAUCACCAGCUUCAUCUCUCCAUUUGCAAAGGAUCGUGAGAAUGCCCGUAAAAUCCACGAAUCAGCAGGACUGCCAUUCUUUGAGAUAUUUGUAGAUGCACCUCUAAAUAUUUGUGAAAGCAGAGAUGUAAAAGGCCUCUACAAACGGGCUCGAGCUGGGGAGAUUAAAGGAUUUACAGGUAUCGAUUCUGAUUAUGAGAAGCCUGAAACUCCUGAGUGUGUGCUUAAAACCAAUUUGUCUUCAGUGAGCGACUGUGUCCAGCAGGUGGUGGAACUUCUACAAGAACAGAACAUCGUACCCCAUGCCACAAUCAGAGGCAUCCAUGAACUCUUUGUGCCAGAAAACAAACUCGAUCAGGUCCGGGCUGAGGCUGAGAAUCUCCCUUCGUUAUCGAUCACCAAGCUGGAUCUCCAGUGGGUCCAGGUGUUGAGUGAAGGCUGGGCCACUCCCCUCAAAGGUUUUAUGCGGGAGAAGGAAUACUUGCAAACUAUACACUUUGACACCCUGCUAGAUGAUGGAGUGAUCAACAUGAGCAUUCCCAUCGUGCUGCCCGUCUCUACGGAUGAUAAGACACGGCUGGAAGGGUGCAGCAAGUUUGUCCUGACACAUGGUGGACAAAGAGUGGCUAUCAUGCAUGACCCUGAGUUCUACGAGCAUAGGAAAGAGGAGCACUGUUCCCGCGUGUGGGGGACCACAUGUUCAAAACAUCCCCAUAUCAAAAUGGUGAUGGAAAGUGGGGAUUGGCUGGUUGGUGGAGACCUUCAGGUGCUGGAGAGAAUAAGAUGGAAUGACGGGCUGGACCAAUACCGUCUGACACCUCUGGAGCUCAAACAGAAAUGUAAAGAAAUGAAUGCUGAUGCAGUGUUUGCCUUCCAGUUGCGCAAUCCCGUCCACAAUGGUCAUGCUCUGUUGAUGCAGGACACUCGUCGCCGGCUCCUGGAGAGGGGCUACAAACACCCAGUUCUCCUGCUCCACCCUCUGGGGGGCUGGACCAAGGAUGAUGAUGUGCCUCUGGACUGGCGGAUGAAACAGCAUGCUGCUGUGCUUGAGGAAGGGGUCCUGGACCCCAAAUCAACCAUUGUUGCUAUCUUUCCAUCUCCUAUGUUAUAUGCCGGCCCCACAGAGGUCCAGUGGCACUGCAGGGCCCGGAUGAUUGCAGGGGCCAACUUCUACAUCGUGGGCAGGGAUCCUGCAGGAAUGCCCCACCCUGAGACCAAGAAGGACCUGUAUGAACCCACUCAUGGGGGGAAGGUCUUGAGCAUGGCCCCUGGCCUCACCUCUGUGGAAAUCAUUCCAUUCCGAGUGGCUGCCUAUAAUAAGGCUAAAAAAGCCAUGGACUUCUAUGAUCCAACAAGGCACAAUGAGUUCGACUUCAUCUCAGGAACCCGUAUGAGGAAACUCGCCAGAGAAGGAGAAAAUCCCCCAGAUGGCUUCAUGGCCCCCAAAGCAUGGAAAGUCCUGACAGAUUAUUACAGGUCCCUGGAGAAGCUCAACUAAAUGCACCUUGGCUCCUAAGUUUCCUUCUGAAAUGCUCUUUGAUUACCUUUUCUAUUUUUGUGAUUAGAUAUUUUGUAUCCAAAUUGCUUCUCAGUGACUGAUUUUAAAGUUAAUAUUUUGUAAAAACGCAAAAACUGUGCCUAUAAUUUAAAGCCAACUUCAUUUUUAUAUAUCAAAGUCAAACUGAAGAUUAAAUAUUAGCAGGUGAAAGCAAUGUUGUUAUACAUUUCAGAAUGAAAUUAGCUGUAUUCUCUACCGUAUCAGAGCACGUAGGUCCCAGAUUUCUAAAGCUUUGACCAUGUGUCUAGUUUACUUGCAAAAAAAGUGAAGCACAUUUUUCAGUUUAAACUUGUCAACCUACAAUCUCAAUAUCAUGUACCAGUGGUAAAACAAAUUGGAUUAACAGCCCCUUCUGUACAACUG
This is a messenger RNA of Marmota flaviventris (yellow-bellied marmot), 2285 nucleotides long. It is a transcript of the gene Papss2, whose product is annotated as 3'-phosphoadenosine 5'-phosphosulfate synthase 2. Gene Ontology annotation, molecular function: adenylylsulfate kinase activity; sulfate adenylyltransferase (ATP) activity; ATP binding. Gene Ontology annotation, biological process: sulfate assimilation; 3'-phosphoadenosine 5'-phosphosulfate biosynthetic process. Lineage: Eukaryota; Metazoa; Chordata; Mammalia; Rodentia; Sciuridae. The record is from RefSeq and is a predicted model, not a curated record.